Molecule: messenger RNA, 3717 nt
Organism: Oncorhynchus keta (chum salmon)
Lineage: Eukaryota; Metazoa; Chordata; Actinopteri; Salmoniformes; Salmonidae
Product: WW domain binding protein 1-like
Exons: 8
Coding region: 594-2090 (498 amino acids)
Source: RefSeq, a predicted model, not a curated record
ACAUCAUUUAAAGAGCGCCCCCGUACCACCAACGAGGAAAAAAAGAAAACUUGAAUCCUCACUCCUCCAUCUUCCCGAGCUGGAAGAGAAAACACCUGAGGGUCGUUUGCCAUUGGGACUCUUUCCCUUCCCUUGUCGAUAUCGCGCAGCCUGUAGCAUUAUUGGAUUGGCCGCGGCGGUAUCCCCGAUAGUAUCGGAUUCGGGGAGGGGCGUUCUCUACGCUCGGGGAAUGGCGGAGCAGCAGGCUGCUGUGCUAAGGAUUCAGUGUGGGAGAGAGAUGGGGAUUUAGCACAAUAAGAUAGAUCCCAGUCCUCUCUGUUUUCCACUCUCUCUCUGUUGUCGUUCUACACCUCUGCUGCCUCUGGCCAUGGAUCCAGAGAAAACGUUGACGUUCUGCCUUGGACUCAAAGCAGAGGCGAUGACCAUCUCCCUGCAGGGGCCGGGAGGACCAGCAGCUACGCUGCAGGGUUUCUACAUAUUGGAUCUGCUGUUUGUCCAGCUCCUGUGAAAAAGACGACUGUGUCUCCAAAGGGUUCAGACAUGGGAACCAUCAACAAGGUGGACUCCAAUCAAGUUGUCGAAACAUCUCAAGGAUGAUCAAUGGAAACAGGAUGCAUCUGAGCUCAAUUUCGAGUCUCAUAACAAAGGGUCUGAAUACUUAUGUAAAUAAGGGGGUGAAGGACCAAGCUGGCUCAGGCAGCCAGCCCAUGCUCAGUCAUAAGUACUGCCCUGGUGUCAACAACAACCCAGGCUACCUGUGUGAGACCGGCCACUGCUGUGGGGAGACAGGAUGCUGCACCUACUACUACGAGCUGUGGUGGUUCUGGCUGCUGUGGACCAUCGUGAUUCUGUUCAGCUGUUGCUGUGCCUACCGCCACCGGCGGGCCAAGCUGCGUGUCCAGCAGCAGCAGAGACAGAGGGAGAUCAACCUGAUCGCCUACCACGGAGCCUGCAACUACCCUGCGUCCAUGUUGGACCUCAGUUUCCUGGCCUCCUUCAAGCUGCCGUCCUAUGAGGAGGUGGCAGCCCAGCCCCCCUCACCCCCUCCAUCCUACAGCUCCGUCUUUGCUCUGCAGGGGGCAAUGGGGGGCGCCACCGCUUACACAGCCACCCCUUACGGUUCAGCCUACCCCCAUCACCACCAGCAACAACCCCUUGGCCCUCCCUCCUACUUGGUUAGCUCCAGGCCGGGCCCAAGCGGUGCCGGUGGUGGCCUGACCUCAUCUCAGAGUUCAGACAACUACACCAGCUGCUCCUGCGAGUCCUGCUCCCUCCUCACCUCCCCAUCCAGCACCUCCUUCUCUGUCCAGGUGACCUACGAGACGGAUAAUACCAGCCAUGCCUCCACGCCCGGUAGCGAGGUUGGAGGAGGAGGGAGGGAGGUCCUGAGAGGCUUCCCCAGGGAGGGUUCAUCUCUGGAGGGAGUUGUGUCUGCCAGGUCCCCUUUGUCUCCUGGAGGAUAUCCAGCUCCUCCUCUGCCCCCUCCUCCACCUGAACUUCUACCUACACCUUCUCCCACAACGUCUUCUCCUCUCCCUCCUACUCUCCCCCCUCCCAAACUAUCUUCUCCCUCUCCACUUCCUCCUCCACAUCAUCCGCCACUCCCUCCACUCAUCCUUAUGGACCCCCUGGCUGUGCUGGCUGAGCAGAGAGGGGUAGAGGGCGGCCUGAGUGAGGGUGGGGUCACAGAGAGACAGAGCCCUUCCAUCCUCUCUCCCCCCAAGCCCACCCAGUCUCCCCCCAAACACGCCCUCUUCUCCACCAACGUGGACUUCUUCGAGCCCGUGGAGAAAGAGAAGAGAGAGGAAGAGGAGGGGGAAGAGGAGGAUGAGGAUCAUUUCCGUCACCGCCGGCUCACAGGCGACUCCGGCAUCGAAGUGUGCCGCUGCCAAGUGAAGAGCGAGGAAGAGGAUGUGGAGAAGAAGGUGGAAGAAGAUCAAGUUGGAGGAGGGGAUGGAGAGGAGGGGGCGGAUUCCCUCCAUGACAGUGUGGACUGUUCCCUCCGAGCGCAGCAGGUCUCCCAGUGUGGCCACGCCUCCUCGGCCAUCCCCAGGGGCGGGGACGCCAUCAUCACCGUGGAGUCGUCAUGAGGACAGCCAACGAGGGCCAAAUAAUUUGGUCAGGUGACCAAAACUCACUUGACUGACAACAAAUGGAGCCAAUGGAGCUUAAAAGUGUUUACUUUGACCCAGUAGCACCCCCUACUGUUCAAACCAGGAAGGAAGCCAAGGCCCACAUCAACUAGUAUGGGCCUGCUUGUGUUAACGGCUUACUGUAGUAAUGUGAAGUCACCAUAGUAACACAGAGGAAGAGGAUCAUCACAGCCUUCUAAUUGAAAGGAGGAAGGAAGUCGUUACAGAGGGAGUCGGACAGUUUAUCUGUGUUGAUCUUUCUGACGGUCAUUAUCAUUCUGUCCCAAUGCGCUGCCACCGGGAACAAAGACACCUUUUAUUAUUUCUCAAAGUGCAGAAACCAAUGCUGCAGUGAAACUGCUAAUUAUACUCUCUCUCGCUCUCUCUUUCUGUCUCUCCGUCUUUCUGUCUCUCUCUCCCUCUCUCCCUUUCUGUCUCUCUCUCUCCCUCUCUGUCUCUCUUUCAUCACAGGAAGAGGAGCAACAGCUGCAUGAGACAGUAUAAAGUCAGCAUAAUGUUCACACAGUCUCGCUCGCACACACACACACACACACACACACACACACACACACACACACACACACACACACACACACACACACACACACACACACACACACACACACACACACACACACACACACACACACACACACACACUGUUGACUGUCCACCUGCUGUGUCUGAAGCUCUGCUGCACCUGCCCUUUUGCUUUUCAAAAUUACCUCCCACUUUCUUCCUCUCCCAUCCUCCCAUCAGAGUACUGUUAGCUCCUCUUCUCUUCUCCUCCUCUCCUCCUCUCCCAUCCUCCCAUCAGAGUACUGUUAGCUGCUCUUCUCUUCUCCUCCUCUCCUCCUCUCCCAUCCUCCCAUCAGAGUACUGUUAGCUCCUCUUCUCUUCUCCUCCUCUCCUCCUCUCCCAUCCUUCCAUCAGAGUACUGUUAGCUCCUCUUCUCCUCCUCUCCUCCUCUCCCAUCCUCCCAUCAGAGUACUGUUAGCUGCUCUUCUCUUCUCCUCCUCUCCUCCUCUCCCAUCCUCCCAUCAGAGUACUGUUAGCUCCUCUUCUCUUCUCCUCCUCUCCUCCUCUCCCAUCCUCCCAUCAGAGUACUGUUAGCUCCUCUUCUCCUCCUCUCCUCCUCUCCCAUCCUCCCAUCAGAGUACUGUUAGCUCCUCUUCUCUUCUCCUCCUCUCCUCCUCUCCCAUCCUCCCAUCAGAGUACUGUUAGCUGCUCUUCUCUUCUCCUCCUCUCCUCCUCUCCCAUCCUCCCAUCAGAGUACUGUUAGCUCCUCUUCUCCUCCUCUCCUCCUCUCCCAUCCUCCCAUCAGAGUACUGUUAGCUCCUCUUCUCCUCCUCUCCUCCUCUCCCAUCCUCCCAUCAGAGUACUGUUAGCUGCUCUUCUCUUCUCCUCCUCUCCUCCUCUCCCAUCCUCCCAUCAGAGUACUGUUAGCUCCUCUUCUCUUCUCCUCCUCUCCUCCUCUCCCAUCCUCCCAUCAGAGUACUGUUAGCUCCUCUUCUCCUCCUCUCCUCCUCUCCCAUCCUCCCAUCAGAGUACUGUUAGCUGCUCUUCUCUUCUCCUCCUCUCUCCU